Messenger RNA from Angiostrongylus costaricensis, 237 nucleotides. NCBI's taxonomy places the organism in Eukaryota, Metazoa, Nematoda, Chromadorea, Rhabditida, Metastrongylidae. The record is from the annotation of a GenBank genome assembly.
AUGCUGGUGCGAGUUAUUGACACUUAUUCGUUGGAUGGUAUCGUUGUUGUCAUUCUCUUAGUGAUCUGCUCGUGCGCCUAUCUGAAACGUGUGCCUCGAAUAAGUACUUGGUUGUUAUCUGAGAAGAAAGGAUUCCUGGGAGUGUUUUACAAAGCAUCUGUCAUCGGCAUACGACUACAUUCGUUUGUAUCUACUGCCUGUUUCUUAGCUGCUGUCUACACCUUAUUCAUAAGAUAG